AUGUCUCCAAAGGAUGUGUACGAUGCGACAUGUGAGAAAAGAAAUCAGAAUUAGAGCUAUCACUCAUGGCUGGGCCAAAACGGCUCUCAUUCAUCUAAUCUAAUGACGGACUUCACCCUAACAAACUGGGCCAUCAGACACUUGCCGCUAAUAUCCAACACCACAUACACACCAACUGACUAACAUUGUUUACACACUCCCUGUCAUCCUCUCCCACUACCCCACCUGGAAACAGCGCCCCCCAGAGGCCCCCCUCCGGAACCCUCGCCCUCACCACCCCCACCACCGGCUCCCCCAACAGGCCCCAACUGGUACUGCACACCAACCCCAUCGACCCCACUACAUCAAGCUCCCCCUCCUGGUCCAAACAGCUACUACACCCUCCAACCACAGACUCUCCUUCCAAACAAUUGCAAACAAUUCAAACAAUUACAACUACUGGACCCUCCCGCUCAUAUCCCAUGCAUCUACAAAGAAGGACAAGAAAUCAAAUAAACCUCCGCUGCCUUCCCCCUGCCUCACUGCACACCCCACAGCCCCCUCCCCUGAAGAUGGCCCUUCAAAACACCCGCUCCCUCAAUAACAAAGGACUCAUCCUAGCUGACUUCAUAACAGACAAUAACCUGGACUUCCUCUAUCUAACUGAAACCUGGCACAACCAUCUCGACCUCUUUCCACUCAACCAAGCCACCCCCCCGGUUACUCCUACCUGCACCAACCCCGCCUCACUGGACGAGGCGGAGGCGUCGCAGUCAUCCACAAACAAACCCUCAAGACCACCCCCGUCCCCACCCUGUCCGUCCACUCAUUUGAAAAUAUAUCCGUCAAACUCCCUGGCCCCACCCCUCUGGUCAUUGUCACUAUCUACCGCCCCCCCAAAGCCACAUCCAUCAUUCCUCUCUGAUUUCUCUGACUUUGUCACCCACCUUAACACCAUCUCAUCCUCUGUCCUGCUGCUUGGAGACUUCAACUUUCACAUUGACAACCCCACCUGCAAACAAGCAUCCGAUUUCCUGGAUCUGCUUGACACCCUCAAUCUCACCCAGCAUGUGCAGUCCCCCACCCACUCCCAUGGCCACACCCUCGACCUUGUCUGCUCCACCGGCAUCUCCAUCCACCAUCUCUCCACCACCACCCUCUAUAUAUCUGACCACCUGUCACUUUCAACGUCGACCCCCCCCCCCCCCCCCCCGCCUCACAGUGAAAAACGACAAAUUUCCUUCAGAAACCUCAAAUCCAUCUCGCCUCAGGACCUCUCCGCUUCCCUAUCUGCCACCCUCACUGCAUCCCCUCCCUCACCAUCUGCUAAACUUCCCGACCUACUCAACUACUACAAUGACACUCUAUCCUCCUGCCUGGACCAGCUCGCACCUCUCAAAACAAAAACAGUUUCAUUCAGACACUCUGCCCCCUGGUUUACCUCAGAACUACACAAAAUGAAAUCCCACAAACGCCAACUGGAACAUCUAUACCGCAAAACCGGCCUCACUGUCCAUCUCCAAGCCUACACCGACCACCUCCACCUAUACAGAACAGCCCUCAACUCCGCUCGUUCCUCCUUUUACUCCAACCUCAUCCACUCCGGCUCCAGUAACCAAAAGGCUCUUUUCUCCACCGUCAAAAAACUGCUCCACCCCAUAGACAGUACUUCCAUCACCUUCACCCCGGAAAAAUGCAACACAUUCCUCUCCUCUUUUCAAUCCAAAAUCAACGCAAUCCACAACUCCCUUCCCCCACCCUCCAUUCCCCGCUCCUCCCCCCCCCCCCCCCCAUCCCAUCAGCACUCUCCUGCUUCUCACCUGUUUCCUCAACCGACGUGA
Xyrichtys novacula (pearly razorfish) is the source of this 1820-nucleotide messenger RNA. The record is from the annotation of a GenBank genome assembly. Lineage: Eukaryota; Metazoa; Chordata; Actinopteri; Labriformes; Labridae.